Messenger RNA from Drosophila erecta, 1219 nucleotides. It is a transcript of the gene chic, whose product is annotated as profilin. The record is from RefSeq and is a predicted model, not a curated record. Lineage: Eukaryota; Metazoa; Arthropoda; Insecta; Diptera; Drosophilidae. Gene Ontology annotation, molecular function: actin monomer binding. Gene Ontology annotation, cellular component: cell cortex. The transcript is spliced from 4 exons. The coding region runs from base 371 to 751 and encodes 126 amino acids.
AUCGGUUUAUGGUUCUGCUUUGCGCUCAUUCGACUUUUGAAAUCCGCCUCGAACGCUUCGAAAAUUCACAGCGAGUCGGACGUGUGUGUGGAGCUGCGGCGUACGGUUUCUGUUUCUGUCUGUCUUGGUCUCCUUGGUCUUGCUCUUGCUCUUGGUCUCAUCCCCCGUGCGUGUGUGUGUGUAUAUUUGGAAGUAAGUUACCCCAAGAAAAAAUCGUCGGUGUUGCGGUUUUUCUUUGUCUCCCUGCCAAUUUCGUGUGACCCCCGAAACGAAAGUGCGACUCGCCGUGCGGUAAAGCAACAGCGAUCCAUAUCCAGAUCCAUAUAUAUAUCAGUUUAACUAAAUCCGCACCCACGACAAACAAAGCACCAUGAGCUGGCAAGAUUAUGUGGACAACCAACUCCUGGCCUCGCAGUGCGUGACCAAGGCGUGCAUCGCCGGCCACGACGGCAACAUUUGGGCGCAGUCCAGUGGCUUUGAGGUGUCAAAAGAGGAGCUCUCCAAACUGAUCAGCGGCUUCGACCAGCAGGACGGUCUCACCAGCAACGGCGUGACACUCGCCGGCCAGCGGUACAUUUACCUUUCCGGCACAGACCGCGUGGUGCGCGCCAAGCUCGGCCGGAGCGGAGUGCACUGCAUGAAGACAACACAAGCCGUGAUCGUUUCCAUCUACGAGGAUCCCGUUCAGCCCCAGCAGGCUGCUUCCGUCGUAGAGAAACUUGGAGAUUAUCUGAUUACUUGCGGGUACUAGGAGAAUAAAUCAACACAAACACCCCCAUCAACCACAACAACAACAUACACACACACACACCAACAACUACAACUACAACAGCAGCAACAAAUUUGAUAAGAGCGAACCGUAAAUGAACUAAUAACACAUAAAAAGUAAUUAUUAAUAUUUAAAUGUAUGGGAAAAAAGAAAACCAACGGCCAAGAAAGAAUUUGCGGUUUUUUGUGUGUAGCAGAGGAAAUGGAUCGAGUAAAAAUGCAUAUGCUUGAAAAAAAACAAAAAAAAAUGUCAAAAAACGCAAAUAAUUACCCAACUACAACAAAAUUAUAAAUUUCUGCAUUAUUAUAUUUAAAACAUUUUGGUUUAUACGAUAAAAAUAAAAGGAAAACACAAAACUAUAAAAUGGCCCCAAUAAUUAAGAAUUCAGUCCUCAGCUUUGAACGAAAUUUACCAAAAAACUAUAAAAAAGAAUAAUACAAAAAAAAAAAA